UGCUGGCAGACUAAGGUAUCUCUCAGUUGCCAUGGAAAACGGUGUGGGAAUAGAAGAGACAGUGAGAGAGUUGAGGCAAUACUUCAAAACUGGAAAAACCAAAAGUGUGACAUGGAGGAAAAACCAGCUCAAAGCUCUCCUUGACCUUCUUCAUCACAAUGAAGAUGCUAUGUUUAAGGCUCUCCACCAAGAUCUUGGGAAGCACCCUGUUGAAGCUUACCGUGACGAGAUUGGAGGGGUAGAAAAAUCAGCCAACAACGCUUUGAGCAGCGUUGAAAAAUGGAUGGCACCAAAAAAGUGUAAUGUACCUUUGCUUUUCUUCCCAGCUAAAGGAGAACUGUUGUCAGAACCACUUGGUGUGGUUCUCAUAUUUUCUUCUUGGAAUUUCCCAAUCAUGGUGGCAUUGGAUCCAUUAAUUGGGGCAAUAUCUGCUGGAAAUGUUGUAGUGAUAAAACCUUCAGAGCAAGCUCCAGCAUGCUCUUCUUUUCUUGCCAAUACAAUUCCUCGCUACUUGGACUCUAAUGCCAUCAAGGUGAUCGAGGGUGGAGCAGAUGUAUGUGGACAACUACUGCUACAGAAAUGGGACAAAAUAUUCUUCACUGGAAGUCCACGUGUGGCAAACAUAGUCAUGUCUGCUGCUGCAAAGAAUUUAACUCCUGUUACUCUAGAGCUGGGUGGAAAAUGCCCUGCCAUACUUGAUUCCCUUUCCAAUCAUUCAGAUUUGAAGACUGCAGUGAAAAGAAUUGUAGGAGCGAAGUGGGGAUCUUGCGGCGGACAAGCAUGUAUAGGAAUAGACUAUGUGCUUGUUGAGCAGAAGUUCUCAUCUGUUCUGAUAGAACUAUCGAAGAGUAUACUCAGAAAAUUUUAUGGUGACAACCCAGUAGAGUCAAAGGCCAUUUCGAGAAUAGUAAACAAGCAGCAUUUUGAGAGAUUAUGCAAUCUUCUUAAAGAUCCUCUUGUUGCGGCUUCCAUUGUUCAUGGUGGUUCAGUUGAUGAAGAAAACCUGUUCGUUGAGCCAACAAUCUUGUUAGAUCCUCCACUAGACGCUCAGAUAAUGACUGAAGAAAUCUUUGGCCCACUGCUUCCAGUGAUCACAACGAAUAAAAUUCAGGAAAGUAUUGAAUUUAUAAACUCAAGGCCGAAACCUCUUGCCAUAUAUGCCUUCACCAAAGAUGAAACUUUGAAGAGAAGGAUUCUAUCAGAAACCUCCUCAGGAAGUGUCACAUUUAAUGACACAUUGAUUCAAUUUUUAUGUGAUACGCUACCAUUUGGAGGUGUUGGCCAGAGUGGUUGUGGAAGGUACCAUGGGAAGUACUCAUUUGACACUUUCAGCCAUGAGAAAGCUGUAAUGCAUGGAAACCUUUCCAUUGAAAUUGAGCCAAGGUACCCUCCUUGGAGUAAAUUCAAGCUAGAGUUUAUCAGAUUGGCAUACAGAUUCAACUACUUUGGACUAUUGCUGCACAUGCUGGGCUUGAAAAGAUACAACUAGAUCAAUCCCUCGAGAAUAUCUUUAGUACAUCAGAUGUACCAAACUCGGUACAUAUUUUUCCCAAAUUUGAAAAAUUUUGUAAUGUGGCUAGAAAUAAAAAAAAUUUAAAAGUGAUGAAUUUUUUUUCAAAUUUGGAAAAAAGAUGUACCGAGUUCGAUGUAUCUGAUGUACCAAAGAUAUUCUCCAAUCCCUCAGCUACGGUGCCUAUCUAUCCUCAAAUUGAUGUUGACUCAAAACGCAUUAGGCUUUAAUGUGACUGAAUGAAUAUGAGUGGUGGAAAAAUAGGAACAAAGGUUUUCAUUAUCUUUCUGUUAUGUUACCCUGUUUGCAAAAGUUGCACAUGUAGUGAAUAUCAACUU
Messenger RNA from Gastrolobium bilobum, 1848 nucleotides. RefSeq names its product aldehyde dehydrogenase family 3 member F1. The transcript is spliced from 10 exons. NCBI's taxonomy places the organism in Eukaryota, Viridiplantae, Streptophyta, Magnoliopsida, Fabales, Fabaceae. Gene Ontology annotation, cellular component: cytoplasm. The coding region runs from base 32 to 1489 and encodes 485 amino acids. The record is from RefSeq and is a predicted model, not a curated record. Gene Ontology annotation, biological process: aldehyde metabolic process. Gene Ontology annotation, molecular function: aldehyde dehydrogenase (NAD+) activity.